Gigantopelta aegis is the source of this 1362-nucleotide messenger RNA. Its product is annotated as organic cation transporter protein-like. Gene Ontology annotation, biological process: transmembrane transport. Gene Ontology annotation, molecular function: transmembrane transporter activity. The record is from RefSeq and is a predicted model, not a curated record. NCBI's taxonomy places the organism in Eukaryota, Metazoa, Mollusca, Gastropoda, Neomphalida, Peltospiridae. The coding region runs from base 1 to 1362 and encodes 453 amino acids. The transcript is spliced from 8 exons.
AUGAAAUUCGACGACGUGUUUCAGUACAUAGGCGAUUUUGGAAAGUAUCAGAAAUUCGUUUAUUUUACCGCAGUGUCCAUUGCUAUCGCAUCAGCCUUCCAUGCUUUGAUUGUCGUCUUCUCUGUGACUGAACCAAAAAGCCGGUGUGCUAUUCCAGGUGUGUCUAACGACACCUAUGCUAGCCAAGGCGAGAGCCACGAACGGCUCUUGGAUCUCACCAUUCCCUGGGACGUCAACGUCGACGGUGUUCCCGAGCGUUCCAGGUGCAAGAGAUUCGACUACAACGUCACGGACAGUGAUGUCAAACGCGUAGUCGACUGUGACGCAUGGGUGUAUGAUAAAACGGUGUUCGAGGAAACAGUUACAUCUGAGUUUAACUUGGUGUGUAAUGACAAACAAAAACAGUCACAUAUCAAGAUGGCGGCGUUUUGCGGAAUGGCCGUCGGAGGAAUGACAAUGGGCGGUCUGUCCGACAGAUUUGGAAGAAAGAAGAUACUAGUUGGAUCCAUAUUACUUCAUGUCGGACUUUCGGUUGCUAUUUCCUUUUCUCCAAACUACGUAUUUGCUAUAUUGAGGUUUCUGAGUGGAUUAGUCCACAGUGGACUUUACACAACGUCUUUCGUUAUUGGUAUGGAACUUGUUGGCCCGUCUAAGCGGACCGUGGCUGGACUGGGUAUCGUGUUUUUCUGGUCACUCGGUCUCUUCGUCCUGGGAGGUGUCGCAUUCGCUCUGAGGAAUUGGCGUGACCUUCACCUUGCGCUGUCUGUUUCAAAUGUCAUCUUUGUCGCUUUAUAUUGGAUGGUGGGCAGCUUGGGGUACUAUGGGUUGAGUCUAAACGUCAGCAACCUCAGCGGCGACAUCUACGUAAACUAUCAGAUCGGCUGUGCUGUCGAGACCUUCGGCUACAUUGUUAUUGUAUUCGUGAUGGACCGAAUCGGUUUGAAGAAAUGCUACUGUAUUAGUAUGGCUAUUGGGGGCAUUGCGUGCGUCUUGACCAUAUUCCCUGUGCUGUAUGCUGGAUCUGAAAAAGAUAGCAUUAUGGUGAUGCUUGCUAUGAUCGGAAAGAUGGCAAUAUCGACAGCGUAUGUUUGCGUUUACAUAUUUUCUGCAGAACUGUUUCCAACAUUCGUCAGACAGUCUGGCAUUGGCUGGGGGCUGUUCUUUUCAAAAAUCGGAUCGAUCUUUUCCCCAUACAUCGCAGACUUGGGUAAGUUAGUGGGAGGACCGUUUGCUGUUGCUCUGCCGCUGUUAGUUUUCGGAGGGUUGUCCAUAGCGUCUGCGACACUGUCACUGCUGUUGCCAGAAACACUCCAUGAACUCAUUCCUGAUACAGUGGAGGAGGCGAAAACUGUCGGACAAUAG